GUUUGAAACCUUUCAAAGUUCGAACUUUUUUAAAGAAAGGCUGAAUUCAGUCAACUUUCAGUUAUUUUGGCUCCUCUUAUCUGUUAAAGAUGAGGAUAAAACCCUUGCUCCCAUCCCAUCGACACGUGGAUCAACGCCAAUCUUGAAAAAGCGAUUCAGAAAUCUAACACGCAUUAUCCAGAAGCCGACGAUUCGAUUCGAUUCGAUUCACGAAAGCAGAGCAGAAUGAUAAGUCAUGUAAAAGGUCUAUUUCCACGGCCGCUAUCACCGCCUGUUGCGGCGCAUCCAAAUUGGAACAGCGCCGUCGUCCGAUUCGCCGCUCCGCUCGCCCUAACCAGAGCCAGUUGCCGGAUCGCAACGACCGCGGCGGCAAUAUUGGCAGCCGCGGUGGUGAUCGCUUCGCCGGCGCCGUCGGCCGCAACUGAGAACAGCAGCAGCAGCAGCAUAUCUGAACAAGAAGCAGAGACUACGCUGUCGAACAUUCCGCAGACGCUUUCCGGCGAGUGCGCGGUGCCGAGCGACUGCAAGAGGGCGAGAAUUCAGCGGCCGAAGUCGAGGAAGGCAGAGUCGUGCACGAUCAAGUGCGUGGGCACCUGCAUUCGAGGCGGCGAAGGAUCUCCCGGAGAAGGGCCAUUGAACAUCAGGAGACCAAUUGUUGUUUUCAAGCAAGGGUUUCGAAGUCGUCAAUAUUGGUGAUUUGGUGGAGUGUUCAGAUAUCUGCAAUUUGAUGGGCGACGGUGACGAUGGACCUUGAGAACAUUUUUUGUUUGUUGCCACAUAUUAUUUAUGCUUUAUAAUUACUUCAAUUACAACCUUAAAUUCAUCUUUUUCCUAUUUAAAAUCAUUCUUUUUCCAUUUAAAAA
Messenger RNA from Momordica charantia (bitter melon), 863 nucleotides. RefSeq lists its product as uncharacterized. The record is from RefSeq and is a predicted model, not a curated record. Lineage: Eukaryota; Viridiplantae; Streptophyta; Magnoliopsida; Cucurbitales; Cucurbitaceae.